Magallana angulata is the source of this 1112-nucleotide messenger RNA. Its product is annotated as versican core protein-like. NCBI's taxonomy places the organism in Eukaryota, Metazoa, Mollusca, Bivalvia, Ostreida, Ostreidae. Gene Ontology annotation, molecular function: signaling receptor activity. The transcript has 6 exons. The coding region runs from base 1 to 1002 and encodes 333 amino acids. The record is from RefSeq and is a predicted model, not a curated record.
AUGUGGAUGUUUCGAACUUUAAGAGCUCUAUGGCUCCUGAUCAAUCUCAUUGUCCAGUGUUCCAGUAAUCUACAUCCGGGCUUUUCUCGACUUGAACAUGGACACCGACUGGACGGAAGCGUGAUCAAUUCCUUCCCAGAAUUCAGUUUUCUGGACUGUGUAACAGAGUGUUUAGUUACUCCACGUUGCGUAUCAGUUAAUUAUUGCAAAGGAGCAAAUUUUUGUGAACUGAAUUAUGAAAAGAAAGAGACGGCAAAUAUUAAGUUUCCGGAGAGUCCUGGGUGGGUUUACAGCGAAAAAGAUCACUGGCCAAAGGAACUAGCAGGUGUAUGUUCUAACUCAAACUGCAGCCUCCACGAAAAAUGUGCACACAAAAAAUACACAAAGGAGACACACUUUAAAUGUGUUAUUUCAGACUGUGGGAUACCAGAUAGAACAGGCAACCUUGAUUUUUCUCAAACAAAACGUGAGGACGCCAUUGGUAUACACAGGAGGAUACACGCCUCGUGUUCUGAAGGGUACUACCGAAUUGGUUCAGGACGACUGACCUGUCAAUCAAACGGAGAGUGGAAAUACGAUAUCCUGUGUGAAGAUGAAGACGGUUGGAAAAAAUACGGACAACGCAUUUAUCGUCUGGCUACUGAAAGAAAAGCAUGGAAUAGUGCUAAAAUAUAUUGUGAAUCUAAAGGCGCUUAUCUAGUAGAGAUUGACUCCUUGGAUGAAAAUACUUGGGUCAUUGAAAACAUUAUUGUUCCGAACCUGCCCGAUGACUGCAGUAUUUGGGGUUGUACAGUAUGGAUUGGUGGAAACGAUCGAGAGAAUGAGGGACAUUUUGUUUGGAGCAGGGAUGGAAAUCCAACAACUUUCACAAAUUGGGACAGCGGAAAUCCUGAUAACUAUAAUGGGAACGAGGACUGCAUAGAAAUGAGACAUGAUGGGAUUUGGAAUGAUAGGCGGUGUGAUCAUCGGACGCUUUUUGUUUGUGAAAAAGAUAUCAAUUAGAGUAUCCAAUGCAGUUAGUAGAAUAUUAUUAGCACAUUCAGUUACAAAAAUGUUCGUACCAAUAUUUUUGCUUACGUGAAAUAAUGCAUUGAAGACUUUUUAGAUAGUAU